Molecule: messenger RNA, 974 nt
Organism: Calliphora vicina (urban bluebottle blowfly)
Lineage: Eukaryota; Metazoa; Arthropoda; Insecta; Diptera; Calliphoridae
Gene: mRpL10
Product: mitochondrial ribosomal protein L10
Exons: 2
Coding region: 138-899 (253 amino acids)
Biological process (GO): translation
Cellular component (GO): mitochondrial large ribosomal subunit
Molecular function (GO): structural constituent of ribosome
Source: RefSeq, a predicted model, not a curated record
CACACAAAUCAAACGAAAACACGAGCAAUUUAGAAAUUGUUCACUUAUUUUUUUUGAAAAAUUUAAAUAAACUAAUGAACAUUUUAAAAGUAUUAACACAAAUUUCUAACUAAACAAUACUAGAAGCGUUUGCAAGUAUGUCACAAAUAAUAAGAACUGAACUCUUUCAACAAAUCAAAUGUUCUCCUUUGCUGCAGUUCCAACGUUACCGUGGUAAAAUCAAUAUACAACGUCCGAAACAACCACAUUAUGAACGUGCCCGUGUUAUUGCGGUAACAACACCACGCUAUCCAGAACCUCCCAAGACUAGUACCUGUUUCGAGAAACGUACCCGCAAUGUCGUUGAAAAUCCCUACAAUGAUAUCAUUGCUCGUGAAGUGCGCAAUUGGUUGGAUCACUCCAAGAUGGUGGCCAUAUUUCAUUUGAAUUCCAUCAAAUCUGAUGACUUUUUCGAUGUUCGAGUUCAAUUGCACAAACAAAAUAUGCAAUUGAAAAUGUACGGUACUAAAAUUAUGCGCAAAGCUGUGGAAGACUCUCGCUUUGAAGCCAUCUUACCUCUAUUCGAAUCACAACAAUGUAUAGUAUUUUCGCCGGAACAAAAGGUCUCUCAACUAUUGAGAGUUACUCGCAAGAUGCCUCAGAUGUUAUUAUUGGCUGGUAUUGUUGACAAUACCCUACUGAGUCGCAAUGAAUUUAUGAACUAUGCUCAAUUGCCUGGUUUGCAAUCGGCACAAGCUGAAUUGGUUCACACACUUAAUACGGCAGCCAGUACGUUGGUGCAAAAUUUGGAAGCCCACCAAAACAAUUUCGUUAAUGUCUUGGAUGUCUAUGCUAAGGGAGAGUCGUCCGGAAGUGAGGAAGUUAAAGAUGCGGGGAAAAAAGAAGAAACUAAAGAAUAAUCAUAUUUCAUAGCAUACAUACAUUUUGUUUGGUUAGUUUGUUAUACUAUUUAAAAAUAAAACAUUUAAUUAUAA